Messenger RNA from Perognathus longimembris pacificus (Pacific pocket mouse), 718 nucleotides. RefSeq names its product endothelial differentiation related factor 1 (gene Edf1). The transcript has 5 exons. The record is from RefSeq and is a predicted model, not a curated record. Gene Ontology annotation, cellular component: nucleus. Lineage: Eukaryota; Metazoa; Chordata; Mammalia; Rodentia; Heteromyidae. Gene Ontology annotation, molecular function: DNA binding. The coding region runs from base 106 to 552 and encodes 148 amino acids.
GGCGCAGGCGCCGGAAGCGGAGAGCGACGACGGGACGUCGCGUCGCCGCGCCGGGUCGGGAGCAGCUGCCGGAGUCGCCCGAGGGACCGCCGCCCCCGCCCCGCCAUGGCCGAGAGCGACUGGGACACCGUGACGGUGCUGCGCAAGAAGGGCCCCACGGCCGCGCAGGCCAAGUCCAAGCAGGCCAUCUUAGCAGCUCAAAGACGAGGUGAAGAUGUGGAGACGUCUAAGAAAUGGGCUGCUGGCCAGAACAAGCAGCAUUCGAUCACCAAGAACACAGCCAAGCUGGACCGGGAGACGGAGGAGCUGCACCAUGACAGGGUGACCCUGGAGGUGGGCAAAGUGAUCCAGCGAGGCCGGCAGAGCAAUGGGCUGACGCAGAAGGACCUGGCCACGAAAAUCAAUGAAAAGCCUCAAGUCAUUGCGGACUACGAGAGUGGACGCGCCAUUCCCAAUAACCAGGUCCUGGGCAAAAUCGAGAGAGCCAUUGGCCUCAAGCUCCGGGGAAAGGACAUCGGAAAGCCCAUUGAGAAGGGGCCACGGGCGAAAUGAGCACAAAGCCUCGAAGCCAGUGCGUUCCGGCUGAGCUCUUCUGGUUGGUCCCCUGACUACCAGCACUGCCGUGGGUCUCCCACGAGGUGGAGCGGAACAUGGGGGCAGGGCUGUGGGCCCCCUCGACCCAUACCUGCUGUCAAACAAAGCAUAAGCUUGCAAAGUA